Molecule: messenger RNA, 1752 nt
Organism: Periconia digitata
Lineage: Eukaryota; Fungi; Ascomycota; Dothideomycetes; Pleosporales; Periconiaceae
Source: the annotation of a GenBank genome assembly
CCUGCGACGCUUCUGCGUACGUCAUCAGUGAAAGAAGCAAUGAUUCCAAUCCUUGCGACGCUCACUGCGAUCCCGAUUGCUGCCUUCACUGGUCUUGCUCAAGCCGCUGCACCAUAUUGUCUACCAAACGACGCGUGCUUCCCUUCUGAGCCUGAACUCCAAGCUUUCAACAGCAGUCUCAAUGGAAAGUUGAUCCGCAACACUCCCUACGGAGCCCCAUGUUACGCAGCGACAUACGACGCUGCGGCCUGUAAGGAUAUUGCCACUCGUAAGCGCAGCUAUGAGUACCGGUUUGAUCUUCCUGGGGCCAUGGUAUAUCCGAAUUGGGAACAGGAUGAACAAGGCAACGGAUGCCCUGUUCCUGAUCUACCCGCUGAUGGAUCAGCUCCGCCAGCCACCAAUGGAACAUGUGCACUUGGCGGUAUGAGCCUUUACAGCGUGAAUGCGACGGAAGUGGACGACGUUGUCAAGACUAUGCAGUUCGUCAAAAAGCACAACCUGAAGUUCAGAAUUAAAAACACUGGCCACGACUAUAUUGGAAGAUCUGCAGGUGAGGACUCCUUCGCCUUAUGGACCAGACACAUGAAGGGCAUCGAUUUUGUUGAAGGGUUCAAAGCUUGCCCUGAGUCACAAGCCGAAAAUGUGUUGGCUCUGAGUCCCGCAACUCUCGUUGAAGAGGUGUAUGCCGCAGGAGCCCAACAUGGUGUUGUAGCAGUAGGUGGCUUUGGACCUACUGUUGGCGCUGGAGGUGGUUAUGUCCUCGGAGGAGGUACAGGGCCACUGGGUAAUUAUUUCGGGCUCGCAGUUGACAAUGUUGUGCAGUUUGAGGUUGUAACUGCAGAUGGACGGAAAGAGAUCGCCAACGCCUGCACGAACACUGAUCUCUUCUGGGCGUUGAGAGGAGGUGGUGGCUCUUUUGCGGUAGUCACUAAGACGUAUCUCAAGACCUAUCCCGCUUUUGAAUCCGUUCAAACGGCCUUAGGUGUAGUCCAAUGCGAAGGAAGAGAGAGCUGGAUAGAGCUUGUUACCCGAAUGGUCAAGGCGCAGGCAUUUUUACGAAAAGAUGGCAUCACUGGAGCUUGGCAAUCUGACAACGGAAAGCUUAUGUCGCCGAUGGUAUUCAUUCGUCCCUCUGGAUAUGGAGACAGCGACUUCUCCGAACAGCUCCAACAAUUCCAAAAUGUGACCGGCUGCGAGGGCGCACUGAACGUUCAGCGGUUCACCGGAUCUACAAGCUGGAACGAAGCGUAUCAGAAGCAUCUUCUCAACUUAAUCAAACCAUCGCUUCCUGCUGGAAAUAACAUAGUUGCUAGCUCUCGUUUGGUUUCCAAUGAUAUCAUAACCGAUGACACCAGGCUACAGACGAUUAUCGAUUAUCUUACCAACCUAGACCCGGGAGUAUCUUUGCUCUGGCAGAACGCCGUCGGUGAUGCAUCGAGCAAAAUCAGCCCAGAAGCCACUGCAGUCCAUCCAGAAUGGCGGAAUGCUUUCGCUUUCGUCGACUUCAGCAUUCCUGGCCCAUGGUCCGGUUUGUCUACUCUACAAAAUUCGUUGAUGGAGAAAACCCGGGACAGCGCGGAGGCUACAUUUGGCAAGGCAGUUUUCUAUAAUGAAAUGUCUGAGUUUGAAGAGGACUGGCAGAACCAAGCCUUUGGCUCGAAUUAUCCACACCUUCUGGAGAUUAAGGACAAAUAUGAUCCUACAGGCGUGUUUUCUUGCAGAAGGUGCGUUGGAAGUGAGAACGGUUAUUGA